CUCCACCGCCCAUUCACCCGCCCGCAGUGUGUGCUAGAACGUUACAGUGACCACUACUCCCGUGCAAGGACUUAUUGUUUAACCAUGAAUUCACGGUGUUUAUUAGUGCUAGCAGCCGCCCUCGGCGUGGCUGUUGCCCAAGAAUCCUUCAAAUGUCCCGAUGACUUCGGCUUCUACCCUCACCACAUCUCUUGUGACAAAUACUGGAAGUGUGACAACGGCGUCGCUGAACUGAAGACUUGCGGUAAUGGGCUCGCCUUCGAUGCUUCUGACUCCAAGUAUUUGACUGAAAACUGUGACUACCUCCACAAUGUCGAGUGCGGCGAGAGGACACAACUUGAGCCCCCAAUCUCAACUCCCCACUGCACGCGGUUAUACGGUAUCUUCGCUGACAAUGCCAAGUGUGACGUUUUCUGGAACUGCUGGAACGGUGAAGCUUCCCGCUACCAGUGCAGUCCUGGACUCGCUUACGACAGAGAAGCCCGUGUGUGCAUGUGGGCUGACCAGGUCCCUGAGUGCAAGAACGAAGAAGUAGCAAACGGUUUCUCUUGCCCCGCCCCUGGUGAGGUUUCCAACGCUGGAUCUUUCAGUCGUCAUGCCCACCCCGAAGAUUGCCGCAAAUACUACAUCUGUCUUGAGGGAGUAGCCCGUGAAUACGGUUGCCCGAUCGGAACCGUCUUCAAAAUCGGUGAUGCUGAUGGUACUGGUAACUGCGAAGACCCCGAAGAUGUUCCCGGAUGCGAGGACUACUACGGCGAUUUGGAUCUGAAGUCAAUCCGCAAGAGCGAACUGCUCGCCGGCCUCCAGAGCAGCGGAGCACACUCCACCCAGCCCAAGAUCAAACCUCGCCCCCAAAAAGAAAACUAAAUACUCAACUUCCCACCCCCUAACCUUAUAAUACUCACAACUUUAAGGUCCCAACACAGCACGAGCAACUACAACCUGUACAGGUUUUCAUAUUAAAUCACAGCUCAGUUAAUAAAACGUUGCUAUUGAUGUGUUCAAGACUUAAUUUCAGGUUCAAAUUCGUAUAUUUUAAGUGAGUGAAGCCAAUUUGAUUUGUAUUCAUUUCCAAUUGCCAAAUACUUUUCUCGUUGUAACCUUUGAUAACAGUUUCGGAAGGCAGGUUAGAAAGUUUGUAGAAAACAUACUGCGGUAGCUAUAUUUAUUUUAUAUUAUACGUAGAUUUGAAAGCGUCCUGUUAGGUAAUACCGAGAUCUAAUUUUACCACGUCAUGCUUUUUUUUAUAAUAGAAUUGUAUUUUGUUGUUAUUAAGAUGAUUCUGUUUGAAAAUGGGUUUGCAUUUAUGAGUUUAAGAUGUGAAACGAUGCAACAGGACUUCUAACUCAAAAUCAACAUUCCGAUUGUACCAGCCACGGCCUUGUAAAUAACUUAUAUACUGUUUUCUCGCUGCGACUGAGUGUUGUUGUUCGAUAUAGAAACUGUAAUACUUAAGAUUUAUGUUUAGUGAUAAAAAUAAACAAAAUAUAUAAAAAAAA
Messenger RNA from Vanessa atalanta (red admiral), 1499 nucleotides. It is a transcript of the gene Gasp, whose product is annotated as protein obstructor-E. Gene Ontology annotation, molecular function: chitin binding. Lineage: Eukaryota; Metazoa; Arthropoda; Insecta; Lepidoptera; Nymphalidae. Bases 85 to 867 code for a protein of 260 amino acids. Gene Ontology annotation, cellular component: extracellular region. The record is from RefSeq and is a predicted model, not a curated record. The transcript has 5 exons.